This is a messenger RNA of Penicillium atrosanguineum, 1380 nucleotides long. RefSeq lists its product as uncharacterized. Gene Ontology annotation, molecular function: transmembrane transporter activity. Lineage: Eukaryota; Fungi; Ascomycota; Eurotiomycetes; Eurotiales; Aspergillaceae. The transcript has 4 exons. Gene Ontology annotation, biological process: transmembrane transport. The annotation marks the transcript as partial. The record is from RefSeq and is a predicted model, not a curated record.
AUGCCCUAUUUCCUUGAAAGGCUUCGGUGUUCAAGUGCUACCACGUUUCAAAGGCAGGAUGGCAUGCCGUGGGGCUAUUCCUGGAGAUCAUCCGAUACUUGGAUUAUCAGUACGAUGAGUCUGGCACUUUUCACCGAUGAACUGCUCUUCGCCUUCAUGCUACCUUUGCUCCCUACGGUGCUAGAGCGUCGAAUCGGCUUGGAACCAUCUCUCACCCAGAGGUACACGUCUAUCUUCCUGACCGAAGGCGCCUUUGUGUCUGUGGUUUCAAGUCCAUUUAUCGGGUCAAUAGCCGACGCAGUCUCUAGUAAAAAGACACUGUUAUUGACAAUCCUUGUACUGGCCCUGAUCAGUAUCGCUUGUCUAUCACUGACAACCAACUUGGUGUGGCUAUUUGUUGGUCGCUUUUUUCAGUGCAUUGCUAGCAAUGCCUUGUGGAUUGUAGGCAUGGCAACGAUGACCGAAAACAUUGGCUCAGAGCACAUGGGCAAGAUUGCUGGCCUGAGCUCCACACUCACAGCGGCGGGAACCACUGCCGGGCCUGUUGUCGCAGGACUAUUGUUUGAAGUGGGAGGCUAUUGGUGCGCGUGGGCAGGCGCGGCCAGCUUUCUCUUCGUGGACAUUAUCAUGCGUCUCAUAAUGAUGGAAAAGCCUGUCAAACCCCAGCGCAUGGCUGGAGACCAGGAGCGAGAGCCUCUCUUGAAUGAUGAUCUGCCCGCUACCAACGGCGAACAGCCUAAUCGCUCAGCUUCUUCAGAGGUGCGAGGAUGGUACUUUUACGUUUGUCUGUUUCGCGAAAUGCGUUUUUCUGCAGGAAUUUUCUGCUAUUUUGUGUUUGCUUUGCUAAUUGGCUCUUUCGAAAGUACCCUGGCGGUACACGUACGGUCGGCAUUUGGUUGGAGAGCUCUCCAUGUCGGAUUGUUAUUAGGAUUGAUUCAGGGACCCGGCAUGUUAUUGGCUGCCCCAGUAGGAUGGAUGAAAGACAAGGUGGGAUCGCGGACUCCGACAAUGGUGGGGUUUUUUAGUCUGGUACCGUUUAUCAUUCUUUUGGGAGUCCCUGGCGACAGUCGAUUCCGGUGGGAAGGAGGGGUUUCGGAAAAGAGCCUCUACGUUGUUUGCAUGGCAAUGAUCGGGUGCCUGAUGUGCCUAUUGAACGGGGUGGGAUCCAUGGAGGCGACUGAAACAAUUGACGCUCUUGAAGCCCUCGAGCCUGGUAAAUUUGGUUCCAAUGGAGGCUAUUCUCGCGCCAUUGCCAUGACUAGUAUGACUUGGAUGGCUGGUCUGAUGACCGGUCCUCUUUUGGCGGAGUUUGUGGUGGAAACCUUUGGAUACUUCGAACUGCAAUGUUGUCUAGGUAAGUUAUCUGCAAAUUCGAAUGAU